Molecule: messenger RNA, 513 nt
Organism: Arabis nemorensis
Lineage: Eukaryota; Viridiplantae; Streptophyta; Magnoliopsida; Brassicales; Brassicaceae
Source: the annotation of a GenBank genome assembly
AUGGAUCAGAUCUUGAACAAGGUUGGAUCGUAUUGGUUAGGUAAGAAGGCGAACAAGCAGCUCGAUUCCGUCGGUGACGAUAUCAACUCUCUGUCUACAACCAUCGAAGGAGGAACAAAAUGGUUGGUGAACAAAAUCAAAGGGAAAAUGCAGAAGCCAUUGCCCGAGUUACUAAAGGAGUUUAAUUUGCCUGUUGGGAUCUUUCCACGCGAUGCAACCAACUACGAGUUCAAUGAACAGACGAGGAAGCUAACCGUCUUUAUUCCAUCAAUCUGCGAAGUUGGCUACAAAGAUUCAUCAGUCUUGAGAUUCACCACAACAGUUACCGGAUUCCUUGAGAAAGGAAAGCUAGCCGAUGUUGAAGGGAUGAAAACAAAAGUAAUGAUAUGGGUUAAAGUCACAAGUAUCUCUGCAGAUCCAUCAAAGGUUCAUUUCAUGGCAGGGAUGAAGAAAAGCAGAAGCCGUGAUGCUUAUGAGGUUCUAAGAGACGGCGUUGAGAUUGGUAAAUUCUAG